AUGUCUGCGUGCGUGGCCGUCCCGGCCUGCAAUGGCACCACGUACCCCAACCCUUACGUGUACAAGGCGUCCACCGCUUGCGCGUGCUGCCCGCCCGUGAUUGUCAUGCUCGAACUCUCCUCGCCGUCCGAUCAGCUCGGCAAUCCGCGAAUCACGCCGUCCGUUGCGGACUCGCUCAAUUCUCACGUCGAAUCCGUUCUAGGCCUCUCCAACGAUCAGGUGACCCUCUUUGGCGUGAACAGCGCCGACACGUCUGACACCGCCACGUUCCUCGUGUUCCGCAACGACACGCUGGCGUGGAGCGGUGUUGACGUGGCGGAGAUGGUGAACCGCCUGCGCAACAACUCCGCCUUCGCCGCCCCUGAGUUCGCCUCCGCUGCUCUCUUGACCGCUGCGGCUGGCACUCCCUCCAACGUCGCCACUGCUCCCAGCAUGUUCUCACCCGUUUCUGCUGCCUCGCCCGUUACUGCUGCCGCACCCGCUGACAUCCCCACUGCCUUCCCACGUGGUCCCUGGCAGAUUACCCGCCAGGGCAGCCCAUUCCGCCUCUGCUGCUCGCCUCGCCGACUGCUCCCCAAGGUACGCCCUCCACCACAUCCCACCCCCCUCGGUAACGACCUCCACCACAUUUACCUCCCUCACCUCCCUUUCUUACGACCUCCACCACAAAAAACCUCCCUCAGCUACGUCCUCCACCACAUCCCAACUCCCUCAGCAGGUACGCUCUCUCAUCCCAAAGUGCCUUCCGCUGCCACACCCUCCAUCACAUCGCACCUCCCUCAGUACGACCUCCACCACCAACCUUUCACCCUACCCCUCCAUCCCCACCCCACUCCCCCACCACCCCUCCCUACUCCCUUCCAUCCCGCCCACAUUGUCCCCCCACUUCCUGGCCUCACCAGCCAACAACACCACGAGCAGCAGCAGCAGCAGCAGCAGCGAGCCCAAGUGGUGGACCAUUCUGCUCAUCGUGCUGGCGAUCAUCUUCACCGGUGCUGCGCUGGCAGCCGCUGGGUUCUCAUGGUACCGCGCCAAGCUGGCACGGGAGCUGCUGCUGCGGCAGAAGGCUCUGGAGGAGGAACAGCGCAAGGAGAAGGAGGAGAAGGAGAAGCAGGAGGAGCUGCUGGUAGUGCACUCAAUCCCAACCCUCUUCCCUCCUUUUCCCCUUCCAUCCCACCCCCUCUCUCCCCUCUUUUUCCAGAUUCAGCCAAUAACACCACGAGCAGCAGCAGCAGCAGCAGCAGCAGCAGCAGCGAGCCCAAGUGGUGGACCAUUCUCCUCAUCGUGCUGGCGAUCAUGUUUGCCUUCUCUCCCUUCCCUUCUGUCCCUCCCCCUCCGCACCCCCAGCCAACAACACCACGAGCAGCAGCAGCAGCAGCAGCAGCGAGCCCAAGUGGUGGACCAUUCUCCUCAUCGUGCUGGCGAUCAUGUUUGCCUUCUCUCCCUUCCCUUCUGUCCCUCCCCCUCCGCACCCCCAGCCAACAACACCACGAGCAGCAGCAGCAGCAGCAGCGAGCCCAAGUGGUGGACCAUUCUCCUCAUCGUGCUGGCAAUCAUGUUUGCCUUCUCUCCCUUCCCUUCUGUCCCUCCCCCUCCGCACCCCCAGCCAACAACACCACGAGCAGCAGCAGCAGCAGCAGCAGCGAGCCCAAGUGGUGGACCAUUCUGCUCAUCGUGCUGGCGAUCAUCUUCACCGGUGCUGCGCUGGCAGCCGCUGGGUUCUCAUGGUACCGCGCCAAGCUGGCACGGGAGCUGCUGCUGCGGCAGAAGGCGCUGGAGGAGGAGCAGCGCAAGGAGAAGGAGGAGAAGGAGAAGCAGGAGGAGGAGGAGAAGGGGAAGGAGAAUGGCGAGGAGCCUGGGUCGCUCAAGAAGGACGAGAGCCGGUCCAUGCGGAAGACCAGCAGCAUGUCAGCGUCUCAGUCCAAGGCGCGCAGCCAGUCGGACUUCGGAUUGAAGGUGCAGGAGAACUUCGUGAAGGCGCUGGCUUUGGAGGAUGUGAUUCGCGCGACGGACAAAUUUGCGAGCGACAACGAGCUGGGGUCGGGCGGGUACGGCACGGUCUACAAGGGCGUGGCGCCAGGCGGCACGCUGUGGGCUGUGAAGCGCGCCAAGAACGCGAAUGAGGAGGGCAUAGAGGACUUUCAGAACGAGGUGGACGUGAUCAGCAAGAUGUCUCACCGCAAUCUGGUGCGCCUGCUGGGCUACUGCGAUGAGAAGGGCGAGCAGAUCCUUGUCUAUGAGUUUGUGGCCAACGGCACCCUCAGGCAGCACAUCCGCCCCAGCAACCCGACCAAGCGGCCGUUGACGUUUGAGCAGCGGCUGGAGAUAGCAGUGGGGGCGGCAGAGGGCCUUAAGUACCUGCACAGCGCUGCAGAGCCGGCUAUCAUUCACCGGGACAUCAAGUGUGAUAACAUCCUGCUGGAUAACGACAUGAUGGCCAAGGUGGCGGACUUUGGAGUGUUCAAGAAGAGCGGCAGCAACAAGCCGGGAGACGAGAUGAACACCCGGGUGGUGGGCACUCCGGGCUAUGUGGACCCCGAGUAUUACCAGACGUACAAGGUCACGACCAAGAGCGAUGUUUACAGUUUCGGAGUGGUGCUACUGGAGCUGAUCACAGGCCGCCCGCCCAUCAUGGAGGACCCCUCGGUGGAGAACGAGUCGUACAUGGUCACACUCUCACGCUGGGCGACGCCCAAGAUAGCGGCAGGAAAGGUGGAGAGCAUAUUGGAUCCGCGACUCACAGGCGCAUACCCGCGCCAGGCGCUCAACAUGCUGGCAGCCGUCACCGCCAUGUGCGUGCGCCGCCUCGGCCGCGACCGCCCCGAGAUGGCCGAGGUCGCCACCCGCCUCGCGGAAAUCAAGUACUUCUUAAAGCCCUCGUCCGGGAUUCUCGAGCCGGUGAUGAAUCUGUUCCCGGAUGACGAUUUGGAGGACCGGGAGGAUAACCUGAUGGAUAUUGCAGAGGAGGAGGAAGAUUAUGACCAUGUGCCCGAGUAUAUUCCCGGGACGUCGACUGGGGUGAAUCCGUACACGAGCGCGGACAUUGCUGCGCCCGUGUCGAUGGUGUUUAGUGAUAGAUAA
Closterium sp. Naga37s-1 is the source of this 3081-nucleotide messenger RNA. Lineage: Eukaryota; Viridiplantae; Streptophyta; Zygnematophyceae; Desmidiales; Closteriaceae. The record is from the annotation of a GenBank genome assembly.